UUUGGUAUGGACCGAGGGAGAAGAGGCAGUGAGAAAGGUGGGAGGGAGCGCAGCAUCUCUCUCGGCCGACUUUUCCGGUUCAGUGCGAGGAUGGACCGGCGUGACGACGCCGGACGCGUCGUCGUGUGCCGUCGACGGCUGCAUCGGGAAUCGUUAGGGGGUGACUAACAGGACCACAGGGCCCCGUAAUCGGGUCGAGCAACCAUGUGACGCCGCGACACUUCGAUCCUCCGGGCAAAUCACAAAAGUCUUCCAUUAGCGUUUAAUCCGUGGCAGCUGCUGCUACUUACUCCACGUUAGAUCGUCCCUAAGCACUAAGUUAAAGCAUAACGGGCUGUAGAGAUUUAAGUCUAGAGUUUUAACGUCACGUUACACGGGAGCAAGACGACGCAAGGUGCUCGUUGUCAAGACAUACGGAAGAUAUUGAGGAGCGAAGAAGACGAAGAAAAAAAUUAAAUUCGUGAGCGAGAGAGAAGACUGCCGGAAGAAACGCGCGAACAGUUAGCAAGUGUGAUAUAAAGAAUGUUUUAGUAAGAAAGAAGAAUCGAUCAUUUGAUGACGAUAGCAUGAUGAAGGUAUCGCACACGCGUCUUCCUUUCGCGAGCGUAAGUUCCGUCUCGUAAAAGAUAUCUCUCUCGGAGAGAAUCCACGUUUAAGAAGAGAUCCGAGGAACGACGAGAGAGAGAGAAGAGAGAUUCUUUUUCUACAAAAUCCAUGUGUCUCCAAGUCGUCGACGACGACAAAUCGAUUUUACGUCGCUGAGAAAAGUGUCUUCCACGAGCGGGGAGCGACAAUAAUAGUGUGCCUGAUCUGAAGUCUUCCUGAACUAACUCCUGCGUUAGAGUGUAUAAUAUACAGCAACUUCGCCGAUAUACACGAUAUAUAUAUAUAUAUAUAAUAUUCCUAUAUAUUCUUCCAUGAUCGUAUCGAAAAAUAAGGAAGAAAGGUUCAAGACGACCUGAAGCGUCGAAGUAUAAUAAUCUCAUCGUAAGAUUACAUAUAGGUAACACAUAAUAUCGUUCGUUAUUAUUCCUCUCACACAUAAUCAUACAUAUACACAAUAUAUUGUUAUUCCCUCGAUGACGAUAAAGAAUUAUAAGAAUAAUAAUAAGCGAUAGACGAGAACGCGAUGAGGGGAUAAGAAACGAGAAGGAGAAUGCAGGCGUAAAGAACGACAAGCAACAUUUGGAUACGAGAUGACGAGGGUCGCUUGAGAGACGAAAAGAAAGCGAGAGUCGGAACUGCCAUUGUCAUCCUCGCUGGACGAUUGUUCGGGCUAGGAAAGCCGGAAUAGCGGAUACAAAAGGCGCGACCGAAGAGGGAGAGAGAGGACUAUUACGUUUCCAUGUCUAUGUACGAUCUAACCCUUGCCAUCCCUGUCUCUGUUCGCGGUGGGAUUAAGUGUGAGAAAGCUCUUUGCGCGACGUCGGCCGGCCGACGGGAGCUCCUUAAGUUCUUAAUUAGCAUACUAAUUACUUGGUCGUAGAUUAUUUAUCGGAUCACAUCGGAUUUUCCUUAUUUCGGUCGGUAGAACAAAUCGGCCACGAGAUCCACCAUCCUCGAUCUUGAAAUCUAAUGGACGAAUUCGAAUAAAAUUGCAACGACAAGGUGCAGUCCUUCCUGCUAUUAAGUUCUCGCCGAAGCCGAAUCACGGUGAAUCGCAGUGACGAUCAGCACGUGCCGCUGUGGAAAGUCACACAUUUAUAAUGAAUUCUAUAUUUAUCUCCGUAAUUAUAAGAAGACAAUUUUCGUAGGAUACUUGAGGUAUCACGAGUGAAGAUUUCGCGAGACUCGCUUCUGAAACCCGAGGAAAAGUUGUGACACGGAUUGCCCGUAAUCAGUCUGUAAUGAAAGACGAUAGAGAAAAACUGACGAUUGAAUCACAUGACACUUUAUUACCAGGAGGAAUUUUAAGAGCGAGAACUUUCGAGAGAUACGAGACAUAUGUAAAGAAGAUUUGUAAAAUUCGAGACAUCUGAACUCAAGGCCAUUCUACACUUUAUAGAGCACUUUACACGGUAAAAUUAGGACGACUAGACCUGGUAGAAUUUCUAAAAGACCGAAACUCGAGAAAAGGAAUCUCGGAAAGAACCAACGGUUAUCCCAAAGAAGAUUCGCCAACAGGGAGAACCGGCGCUUCCUGAUAGUCGUCGUUCUCGAGGAAUGACGAUGUCUACGACGGUGUCAGCGGCGAAACCCGCGCGCGGACGAGGUCCGGCCGACGGCCGGGCCUUCUUCGAGACUCUGUGGCGCGGCAACUUCCUGCUGGACCGGCAGAAGAUGCUGAAGCGGUCGCGCAAACGCAAGUUACACGCAGCGGCCAACUGCAAGAGGCAGCAACGAGCGCAGCAACAGCUGCAGAUGCGCCAGCAUUGUUGUUGCUGCCAGCGUAUUCAGCUACACCUGCUCGCCGGACGGCGAAGCAACGUGCGCUCCGUCGUCAGCGUCCGGGAGACGCACCAGAUCGCCGAAGCGCAGCAGGAGAAGAACGCGAAGCUGCGCGAGGCCUUCGGCAUAUCCGAGUUCUUCGUGGAGGGUAGCAGCCUAGACCCGGAGCGGCACGCGCGCGAGGCGGAGGCACGCGCCGCCGCCGCUGCCAGCAAGGUCUACGAGCUGGUGCGGACGCCGAGUCCGGCCGCCGCGCCGUCGUCGACGGACGCGGCCACCACCGUCGCCGGCGCCGCCUCUGCCGUCGCAUCUGGCGCCGAGAAGAAGAAACGCAAGCGGUCCGGUAGCGCCAGCGCCAAGAAGAAAAAGGCCAAGAAGCACAAGCGGGAAAGGUCGGAAUCCCCCAAGCCCGGUAAGAAGAAAGAAAAGUCCAAGAAGAAGAAGAAGGAGCGGAAGCACCGGAAGACCGAGGCCACAUCCUCCGACAGUGACUCCAGUGAGGAUUCCGACGACAGCAACUCGUCCGAGGCCGAGUCGAAGAAAAAGAAGAAGCGGAGAAAGAAGAAACUGAAAGUUGAAGGAAAAGACAAACAUGAGAAGAAGAAGACCUCGACUAAGCGGAAACGCCAGUCGUCCGAGAGCUCCACAGACAGCUCUAUCGAGAGACCGAAGAAGUCGAUGAAACACGAGAGAGCCGAGAAGGAGAAAGAGAAGGCUCCGAGAAACGAGAUGACCGAGAGCGCGAGCCGGGAGCAGCCGCCGGCCGUUCGAUCGGCGCGGUCGCCGGCGAAGUCGCGGGCGGACAGACAGUCUCGUAACAACGAGACGCCGCCGAUCAAGAUGAAGAAAGACUCACCGGUGAAGAGGAGCGGAACGGAGGGGCGGCGGGCGGACAAGUCGCCGCCGUCGGGCCACAAAAGUCCACCACGCCGGCACCGAUCGUCGUCCAGGGGCCGAGGCGCCGGAGGUGGGGGAAGAUCUCCCCGACGAUACUCGAGAUCACGACGCGUCAGUCCGUCUCCCCGGCGAAGGCGAUACUCGUCCAGGUCGCCUGGCGGCGGUCGCAGGCGCGGCAGACACUCCGUCGCAGCGUCCAGGAGCAGGAGCCGGUCCAGAUACGAUCGUUACGCGGGAUCCUCCCGGAGGAGACCGUCGCCCUCGUCGAGACGCAGGAGGUCUCAGUCGCGCGGCAGAUCGCGCUCGCCGGCCCGACGGGGCCAGCGGCGAGCGCGCUCGAGGUCCACACUCAGCUACUCACCCGUGAGAAAGAACCCGGAGCGUUACAAGGACAUCCUGGAGGAACAGAAGCGGCGGGAUCGCAAGAGCAGGAGGAGGACGAGCGGCCGGGCGAAGUCACGCUCCACGUCGAGGUCGAACAGACGCGGCGCACAGGUGGUCGCGCCUAGGGUGAGCUUGAGAUCGUCCAGCGAAGACGAGGCCGAUCUGGCGGACGACGAGUCCAAGCAGCAACAGCAAGAGGACGAGGAGCGGAUGAUGGAGCUGAACACGUUGAAGCGCCUGCAGAGCGGCCUGGCGGCUAAGGCGCGCGAGGCGCUGGAGAAGAAGUCGGUGGUCACUCCGGCGAAGAUCAAGAUGGAAAGAAGGGAGGACAACAGCGUGUUGGACAUCGCAUUGCCGAACGAGCCGCCGAAGGCCGGCAUUGUAGCCACGCCGUUGAGCGUAAUGAACGCCGCGUCGUCCGUCGUUCGUGACCGGUCCGAGUCGCGAGAACACCAAAUGAUGAUCCCGUCUCUGCAGACGGUGGCGCGGUCUCCGGUCUCCAGCAGAUCCCCGUCACCGGCGUUGCCCCUCACCCGGGAGGAAGCGGCGAUCAAGAUUAGGUCGCCGAGCGAGUCGCCGCCGAUGUUGCCGGCGCCCAGCCAGCAAGCCUUCGACAAGGUCAACGUGUCGCCGGUGACGAUGAAGAUGAAUCGUCGACCGUCGAGAUCGCCUCCGAGCAACGGAGGUAAGAAGGACUCGCCUGUCGCGUCGAGGAAAGACCCGUCAGCGAAGGCCGGCGAGCAGUCCUCCUCCUCUCGCUCACCCACGACGACGACGAUGAUGAUGUUGGCCCAGGUGACGAGCACUUCGCGCGACGAAGCGACGAUGAAACUGCGUUCGCCCAGCGAGUCGCCGCCGCCGUUGCCGCCGAGCACUUCGCUCGCAAGAUCGAAUCGGCGCUCGCGAUCCGCCAAUAGAGAGAACGUGUCGUACUCCAGAUCGGCGUCGAGGUCGUGCACGAGGUCACCGUCGAUAGGCAAGAGGUCUUCCAGGUCGCCGUCACCGCGGGACAAGAAGUCGCGGUCCCGCUCGCGCGGCAAGAAAUCGCCGACGCCGAUAAGACGACGGUCGUCCAGGUCGGCGUCACGGACGAAGAAGCUGUCGCCGAAGACACGGACGAAACGCUCGUCUCGAUCGAGAUCUUCCUCGGAGUCGAAACGCUCCACCGAGUCACGCUCACCUUCGCCCACAUGCGCCAAGAAGUCCGCCUCGCGUUCGCCGACCGCCAAAUUCCGCGCCGACAGCCGACACAGGUCACCGUCGAAGCGACGCUCGCGCAGCUGCUCCGUGUCGAAGAAGUCCCGGAGCAGGUCACUGUCCAAGAAGUCGCGCAGCCGUUCUUUGUCGAAGAAGUCCAAGAGCCGCUCGAGAUCGCCGUCGAGAGCCUCUAGGGAGAAGGACAAGCGUAGUCGCAGCAGGAGCAGCUCGCGUUCCUCCGCCAGCUCGAGACACAGUCGCAGGAGCUUCUCCAGCUCGUCAAGGUCGUCGAGCAGCGUCUCCAGCAGAUCCUCCCGCUCGACUUCCAGCAGCUCCGCCAGCAGCAGAUCACGUUCGCCGUCAAUACCGCGUCGUCACGGUUCGCCCAGCUUCCUCGACAGACGGCGUAUCACGAGCGCGAGGAAACGCCCGAUCCCGUAUCACCGACCAACUCCGACGCCACCCUCGUCGCCGAGCAGCUCUGAGAGCAGCAGACACAGCAACUGGUCGAGCCUGAGUCACCGGUCCAGCUGCUCCCCAAGCCGGAGUCCGUCUUACACGCGCUGAGAACGGGAGAGAGAGAAAGAGAGAGACAUGUCCUGUAUUCUAGGAGGUGUCUAGGAAUGAUUCAACGUUCCUUUCUUCAUACACAUACGCUUACACACACACGUUUGUUUAAUUAUUUAAAUGAGCAGAAACGCCAUUUCAAGCUCAGAGCGUAAGCUCGAUGCUCCUUACGUUCUUAUUUUCUCGAACGCAACGCGAUAUCAAAUAAUAAUAUAUUGGUAAAACUGCGAUGUGUUUAACACGGAUAAUAAUGAAAGAACGAUCACGUUUCAACGAUCUUGUCAAGAGAAUCUCGAUCGACCGAUCUGAUGAUUUACUUCAGAAUUCUCGUUCGAGCGCGGUGCAAUUUUGCGACCUUAUGAAUCGUGUUACCUCGUCUGAGAUACCAAAGAGCGUAUCGAAGCGAAGAGAAAAUUGAAUAUAUUUAUGUAGAUUUUAAUGUAUCAUACUCUCUCUCCCUCUCUUUCUCUCUUCACUCGAACUAUAGAUUCAUAAAAUGGUACAGUAACAUUUCGUCUAAUUCCUCUACGACUUCUUGCGAAGAAGUUUUCAUCUCAUUCAGAGCAUCGUUAAAGACUUAAAAAAAGCAUUGUGCAAAAUGAUUUUUUAAUAGAUAUUCUUCCCCUCUCUCUCUCUCUCUCUCUCUUUCUCUCUCUCUCUCUCUCUGCGUGUAGAAGCGAGAUUUUUCUAAAAAAAAUCGCAUCUAUCUGUGAAAUUUCACAGAAUUUCCGUUAGGUUGUUUUUAAAUUAUUGAUAGUACUUCGCUAACUUGUGCAAAUGUAAGCAAUAAGAGAGAAAAGAAGAAUCUAUUUAGACAUUCUUCUCUCGUCAGUCACUCGCUAUCGCAAUAUUCUGUUAUAAUCCAUAUCGAUAUCGUUUCGUUAAGUCGUAUUGCUUCUUUGCACGAUCGAGAGCCUGGCUUUCACAUCAUUCUAAGACACGAAAAUUUUUCAAUACAUAUUCGAGAAAAAUUAAAAACUUGAAGAAUAGAAUUUGCUUCGAGGAGCUUUAAGAUCAUAAAUUGUCAUGCGAAAAAGAAAAAAAUCGAGUAUCGCCAACUUGCUUUCCAUUUUCUCUUUUGCUUUUUCUUUUUUCUAUUAUAUGGGAGGGGAUAUUUUCCAGGUAUAAAAUAUAGUAAGAUAUAAAUACAGCGUGAGAUAGCUCAGAAUCGAGACGCUCUCAACCCUCCUGUGACCGAGAUUAAGAUUUCCGAAUGAUCAGAUGGCCUUAAAACAAUCAAAGAAGCAAAAGUUCAAACAUAUCAAUAUAAAGAGAUAGACAUGGCAUGGCAUGAAGUAGUUCUUUUUUUUUUUUUAACGAACGUACGAUCUAUUAUUUUUAAUAUAUGAAAUUUCUGAGAAUAAAGUUGGAUUGUGACUUUGCUCAGUCACAAGAAGGUUGAUUUACACAUAUUGCUUCGAAAUACCCUGGAACUCAGGUUCUCGAUUAUCCGUCGUGAAAAGAAGCACGCUAGUCAUAGUCACAUCUUUCAUUAUUUAUAACAAAACGACAUUCUUUGAACUGGUCGAACUUGGAACUCGUCAACGAAUCUCACGGAUUGAAUAGUAUAUCCAUAACUUUUCAGUGCAAUGUAUCUUGACUCGUUCUUUUUUGUACAUAGACGCAUUCCCUCAGAAAAUUCUGAAUUUUCUGAAGCGAAACAUUGAUUUUUCAACCCUUUGCGUAGUGCCGAGCUACAGAAUUUAUUAUUAUUAUUAUUACUAGAACGUAACUUAAUUAUUGAUUUAUACCUAUAUUUGUACACAUUUAUUUAUUUGUAGAUAUUUAUUUAUUUAUUUUGUAAAACCGCCUUAGUUUUAACGAACGAAGUGAUAUCGCGAUUCAUUCAUGCAUUUUGAUAUAUUCGCAAUCCGAGGAAAAGAAAUACUCUAGUCAGGGGAAAGGUUUCUCUCGCGGGCCCGAGACAGAUGGCACCAGGCCCAGGCAGCGUACCAAAGAAAAAGAUACAAUUAGAAACUAGUCUAAUGGCGCGAUAAUUAUAUAUAUAUAUAUAUAUAUAAUAUAAAGUUUAUAUUAUAUAAAAUGAUAUAUUUAUACUUAUCUAUAUAUUUCUUAUUCGCGAAUUUUAUUCUGAUUUGUAAAAGUUACGAAAACAGGAAUCCAAAGACAAGUUAUUAAAUGGUAGAACGCAAAGG
Dinoponera quadriceps is the source of this 7589-nucleotide messenger RNA. It is a transcript of the gene Srrm234, whose product is annotated as serine/arginine repetitive matrix protein 2. The transcript is spliced from 8 exons. Bases 2164 to 5433 code for a protein of 1089 amino acids. The record is from RefSeq and is a predicted model, not a curated record. NCBI's taxonomy places the organism in Eukaryota, Metazoa, Arthropoda, Insecta, Hymenoptera, Formicidae.